AUGGACAUAGACUGGAUAAUGCAGGGCACUCUGGAAAAGGAAAUAUCACAGAAGAAGGGGAUCAUGGAAGAGAAGGCAGUGGCCAUAAAUGAACCCACCACAGACAACACUGGAUCCAGUGCAACCUCCAGUGGGACUAGGACAGCCUCCAACACUAUACCCAGCAUGACCUAUGGUGAUACCAGCACAGCCACCAACUCUGGAUCCCAAGUGACUUCCAGUGGAUCCAGGACAACCUCCAAUACUGAAACCAGCAUGACCUCUGGAGGGACCAGCGCAACCUCCAAUACUGGAUCCAGCAUGACCUCUGGAGGGAGCAGCACAUCUGUCAACACUGGAUCCAGCACAACCUCUGGGGGGACCAGUACAGCCUUCAAUACUGGAUCCAGCCUGACCUCUGGAGGGACCAGCACAACCUCCAAUACUGGAUCCAGCCUGACCUCUGGAGGGACCAGCACACCUGUCAACACUGGAUCCAGCGCAACCUCCAGUGGGACUAGGACAGCCUCCAACACUAUACCCAGCACGACCUAUGGUGGUACCAGCACAGCCACCAACUCUGGACCCCAAGUGACCUCCAGUGGAUCCAGCACAACCUCUAAUACUGAAACCAGCAUGACCUCUGGAGGGACCAGCGCAACCUCCAAUACUGGAUCCAGCCUGACCUCUGGAGGGACCAGCACACCUGUCAACACUGGAUCCAGCACAACCUCUGGGGGGACCAGUACAGCCUUCAAUACUGGAUCUAGCAUGACCUCUGGUGAGACCAGCACACCUGCCAAUAUUGGUUCCAGUAUGACCUCCAGUGAGACCAGCAUAACCUCCAGUACUGGAUCCAGCACAACCUCCAGUGGGACCACCACGGCCUCCAACACUGGAUCCAGUGCAACCGCAGGAGGCUCUGGUACACCUUUGACAAUUGAAACAAUCACAACUUCCAACAGUACUAGCACAAGUGCUGGAACUACAGUGAAUGAAGGGCCCAGUGGGUCCCUGAAGCCAUGGGAAAUCUUCCUCAUCACUCUGGUCUCGGUUACAGUGGCUGUGGGAUUCUUUGUUGGGCUCUACUUCUGUGUGAGAAACUCCCUGUCCCUGAGAAAUGUCUUUGACACAGCUGUCUAUCCACUCCAUGGCCCAAACCUCGGCCUAGGCCCUGGAGGGAAUCACACAGUCCACCACCGGUCUAGGUGGAGCCCUAAUCGAUUCUGGAGGAGACCAGUAUCCUCAGUGGCCAUGGAGCUGAGAGAGAGCCACAGUGGGCUCUAA
Messenger RNA from Lipotes vexillifer (Yangtze River dolphin), 1266 nucleotides. RefSeq names its product mucin 21, cell surface associated (gene MUC21). The transcript is spliced from 3 exons. NCBI's taxonomy places the organism in Eukaryota, Metazoa, Chordata, Mammalia, Artiodactyla, Lipotidae. The record is from RefSeq and is a predicted model, not a curated record. Bases 1 to 1266 code for a protein of 421 amino acids.